Trichomonas vaginalis G3 is the source of this 654-nucleotide messenger RNA. RefSeq names its product spectrin binding. The record is from RefSeq and is a predicted model, not a curated record. NCBI's taxonomy places the organism in Eukaryota, Parabasalia, Trichomonadida, Trichomonadidae. The coding region runs from base 1 to 654 and encodes 217 amino acids. The transcript has a single exon.
AUGGAUUUGUACAAAGACUUUAAUUAUGUAUACGAUUCAUUGUAUAAGCUGAAGACUUUCAGUGAAGAAGGAAUUAACAAAAUUUAUCUUGAUAUCAAAAAUUUAAUGUUUGAAACCAAACGUGCACCUCCAAAUCAAAUUCUAACAAUAAUUUCUACUGCAAUGCCUUUUAAUAUCAAGUACAUAAAGCCAUACAAGGAGAUUUUCAAAAUGAUUUAUACAGAAUAUCAUCCAAUCUUUACACGUGGAGAAAUUCAAAGCAUUCCAUAUAUUUUGUGGGCAGAUUUACAAGAUGAAAAUGGCGUUUUAUUAUCAACGAGGUAUAGUUCUGGAAUCGAAGCAAAUAAAACUAAAGAUUAUUCAUUGAAUUUUAUUGAAGAUAACACAAUUUACAGAGCUAUUAUGUAUGAUGACAAAUUUUCUUUCAUAAUUUUCACGGAGACAGAUAGUUUCGACAAGAAUCAAAUGUUACAAAGUGAUUUAUAUCCUUCUUCUCCUAAUUCAUUGCUUGAGCUAUGUUGUUAUCAUGGAGCUGUUAAUUGUUUUAAAUUGUUAAUUUCAAAAUUUAAUUCAAUAAUAACACCAAAAUGUCUUUUUUAUUCAUUUUUGGGUGGAAAUCCAGACAUUAUUAAUAACUGUUUGAAGAAUGCAUGA